AUGCCGGGGGAACCCCUCGUCAAUAACUACAAAAUUCCCACUUGGUAAAAGCGAUUCCUACUAAUUCCUCCUUUUUAGGGCUGGGAAACCUCCGACAGGCCUACAUCUUGAUGUUAUGAAAGAGGGCAAGUUAGUUCAGGUAACCAAAGUAACCUUGAUUUUUUUUACCUGAGUUGUACUUAAUUUUGCACUGCAUCUGGUUAGAAUCCUUACCUAGAAUAAGUGUAUGUGAAGGCUUAUGAAGGAUUUCGCGGCUUUUGUUCUUUUCAGCCGCCGUAUUCUUGUAUUAACUCACUCUCUGCGUGUGCCCAGUUGAGUGUUCCUCCGUACACAACUGAAAGCAGCAGACUAAGCAACUAUGUAGUACCCGAGUAGCUGUCUUCUUAACUUUGUCUGACAAGGGACCUUCUAAAGUCGGCAAUCCUCAUACUUUUUCCAACGACUGUCCAGGUUAAAAGGAGUCAGAGUCCACUUUCAUCUCUCCGACAUCCAAUGCGUCGACACAGUCAGACAGUAUAGAAUGAUGACUUUUACGCAAAGUUUAUUAAUAUAGCUCGAACCAGAAAAUAGGUUGAGUAGGAAAAGUAAACAACUCGGUAGUGUCCACACGGUUGUGGACUUGCAACUGUCAAUUGGUGGGUCUGUCCAAGGUCUCAUCCGGCACGCUGUCCUACCCUUGGCUCACCUCAGGCGGUCCUCGCUCACAAGCAAUCACUUCAAAUCCAAAAGGAAAACAACAACGCAAUAACAAACGUUAUGUAAAGUGUAUACAGAACAUUCAAACAAGUAUAUUUGUCCGGGAUUAGCACUUUGCACUUGUUUAUAUCUGUCCGAAAAUAUUUAAACACAGUGCCGCUACUUUGCUUAUUUUUUAUUGGUUACAGAAACUCAUGAUCGAUGAAAAGAGUUGCUACUUCUUUGGUCGUAACCGCCAGCUAUGCGACUUUUCAGUCGACCACCAGUCCUGCUCCCGUGUCCACGCAGCACUUGUUUGGCACAAACACUUAAAUCGCGCCUUUAUUAUUGAUUUGGGAAGCGUACAUGGGACCUUUAUCGGUAAAAUACGUCUGGAGGCCGACCGACCUCAACAGGUAUUACGCCGUCCCUACCGUUUGCUUUCCGGCAAAUAGUUGCGUACAUUCAUACCGUUUAUUUAUCUUUUUCACUCCUUUACUCUGCGGCCUCCUUUGUUCCGUUACUAAGCCUUCUUUUACUCUAAGUUUGCACUCGAUAUACUCUUCAUUUCUGCUAUUAUAUUAACUGCUUUUCUGUAAGUUUAUAGCGGAUGUUCCCGGUAGUUUUAUCUUAUGCUAGGCGUCCUACUACUUACCGCUCAUCGUUAUUUUCUCUAAAUAUUAAGGUCACACAGAUGUCUGUUACAUGUAUACAACAUUUCAUUUUGAUUCCGGCUGCUAUCCCGUCCCAUUGGACCCCAAUUUGGUUGCUGAUGAAAGUCUUGACCAGCUUUAUGAAAGAUUUUCGAACCCGUUUCAACUUCCAGCCCCAUUCGACAAACCAGAGCCUGGGACUGAACCUCGAAACGGGCGUGUUUGGGACGGUCAGUAAAAAUCACGCCGUUAUUUUCAUUAUGAAGGGUGCCUUUCUGUCGCAUACCUCGUUCGAACCCAGAAAACAAUUCUAGGGCGUUUAUGAGCGGUGCCGCGCAAUAUCAUUCGAUAGCAACGUAGUAAAGUGCCAGAGAUGCUUUCUGACGUAAGAAGGCGGACCAUACUAACUGGCUUUCAUAGGCAGAUUGAGUCGCAUAUUUCAUUGCAGCAGAUUGCUUGUUUUUUUUGACUGAUUAGGUAAGUAGUAGAUCUCUACCAACAGUCUAGUUAGCAGGCAUACACAACCACUAGUCUUGGAUUCUUUGCAGUCAAAGUCUCCAUUUACAGUUGUUUAAAUGUCAAUUAACGCUAGUAGUGUCGCCAUAGUUCAAAUAUUCCCUUCUGCGCUGAUAACGAGCACGGCCGUCUGCCGCAUAUGAAAUCGUUGAGUUCGACCGAAGUACCAGUAAGCAAGUGUGAAUCAGUCGUGCAGGACCGAUAGUUUGAAACUCCAAUUAAAUGCCAUCUAAUGUCAUUGAUUGUCAAGGCAUUGGUCCUUGAACGAACAGGCCGCUUUCUUAGCCACGUCGUGGCCAGUUGGCGUAGAAACGGGUCAGUAAAUAAUGAGGAUCAUAUCAGCAGGUAUGACUGACUUGUCGAUUAUGAAAUUUGUCGUAUCGAACCUCUGUAUGAUAAGGUCACUCAGCCUAUUAUAAAAGGUCUGUCCGGAGUACGUGCUUAUACUGUGCAGGCCAUACGAGAGGCCCAAACAAGCUCUAGCCAUUGCGAAUUUAGCUUUAGCAUUCAUGAACGUGAAAAUGCAAAAGAGGCCAUUAAAAUCACUGACCAAUCUGCCAACAUAAACAUUGCUUCGAUCACACUUACCAUACCCGACUCAACUGGGCACUAUGCUAUACCUUAGCCGCACCACGGCUCACUGCCUUCCAUCAAAGUUUGUCAGGACUAUGACUCUACUUCAGGUCCACUUCCGCCGCGUCUUUAGUUGACCACAUCGACGUUAUCCCAAGCUACGUCCGUAUUCGGUAAGUUGACACAUUGGUCUACUUCGCUGUGGGGUCACCGCAGUAUGUAACCGUCAGCAUCCCCGGUCCUCGGGAAUAGGGUCAGAGUAGAUGAAUUCGGAGGAUGGAGUGCAAGUAUGACUGACCACAUCUUCCAGACUGUUGAUGUUUAAGCCCAGCCUUAUGUCUCACAUGCUCACAGGGAAAUUGUUCCGGUGCAGUCUUAACACACACAUAUGUUGGACCCCUAAACUGGUAUCGUGUCAUUUCCAGAGAUAUGGACGAAGUCUAGUUUUUACGAUUGUCGAUUUAAUCAUUAAUUCGCACAUCUAACAGAAUACUUUAUCAUAGGUAGCAGAAAAUUUCCACUAACCAAAGAGCUUCACUAUUUACCGUGACCGAACUCAUGUCUUCGAGGAAGAAACCCGUGGUCAUCAACUUUAUUUUGAAGUGGCUUAUUUUCGUGCUUACUUCGGCUGCCCUUGCAUUUAACGGAGACACCACCGCCACAUUUCCGCAAACGGGCGCGCUACCACCGCAACACACUUUAUACGUGUAUGACGAACCACUGUAACUCGGGAACGGUGCUUUGUAGUAGUUGUAAAGAACUGGUGGAAUAUUACAGCCGUGAUCGACACUAGAGGCGAUAUAAAGAAACUCACUCUUUUCGCCAUUUGGUCGGACUUUCAUUCUUCCCCUAUGAUGGGUGGUCUCGAGGCAUUGAAUUAACUCUGGUCGCAUGCCAUUACUCAACAUAAUCAGCCGCAGGGAAUCCAGGUGGGCAGAGCCUAGAUUACAGGGAAAAUUCACGAAAUAGAAGAGUGGGUUGCUGAGGAUAGCGGCAGUAUUAAAGGGUUUGACGAAACAAGAAGUGUUUUUCAAGACAUCCUCGCUCCUUACCAGUGAGUCACGAAAAAAGUAGAAACUAUCGAAGAAGACGGUUGAGUGUACUUUCGGAAAUCUAAGGAAAGCGUAUACCGCGCCAGUCCUGUUGUGGCGAUCGGUCGCCAUCCCUUAAGAUUAGUGGUUCAGCAGCGUAGCCCUGACAUGUGGACAUGGUUUCCACUUUCAAAAUUUGGAUCAAAAAUGUUUCGGGUCAUCGAAUACUGUUGACCAGAGCCAGUAGAUUUCUUAUGGAGAAGGGUUCUCACCAGAUGCUGUUACUGUUAACCUUCGUUAUCGAUUCGCUGAUCUCAGGCACUGGAAGGCUCCAUACCAGACUUUGACAGAGAGGGUUAGGAGGCAAGACGAAUUGCUUUUUCCACUGUAGUGACAUGCCUCACAUGAGCGCUAUCACCACGCUCUGAUUGUCUCUCUUCAUUGAGUCAGAGUAUAAGACUGACUCAUCCACAAAAUCCUGUUUUGCUUUUUCGUUUCGUUUACUGACGCCUUUUUGGAGUUCCGGACAGUUAUACUGUAGAAUUUGUUGCGGUCGCACUGGGCGGGUGCAUGAUCUCAUGAUUCUCGUCUCUAAGGAUCGUAUCACCGCCAACUGGAGCAACCCUUGCUGUAUAAGUUAAUAAGAUUGUUUAACCAAGGAUAACAUCCCUGUGGCGACGCCUCCGGCCAUUUACUCUGAAGAGUACGGUUCCAUUCAAGCCGGUAUUUUUUCUAUCGAAGGCGCCCGGGAUGCGACUCUAGUCUGCGUCAGUGCGUAAACAGGGUUGGUGAUAGGUAAAAAGAGGCUUGUGGUGGCGGUAGGACCUCAAUGGUAGUUUACUUUCUCGAUAACCCAGUCUGACCCGCGGCUGCGGACUUCCAGCGGUAUCGUCAAAGCCACUUCCUUUGCCGGCGUCGACACUUCGCGUCGCGCGGUAGUCAUAUACUAAGUCUAGUCAAUGUAGUGGAGGUAUGUGUAAUCAAUUUAGUCUUCAGUGCAACCAGAUAAGAAACGACGGAGGAAAUUGCAUGGAAGAGAGGCACAGGGCUUUGAUGCAAGUUUAUUUCUAUGGUUCUAGAUUAGUCUUUUGGAUGACCAUACAUUCCACGAGGCAGACUUAGGAAGAAUUUGCCUGAUGGCAGUUCACGCUCGCCAUUUGAUAGUGUUAUCGGGCCUUGCGGCAUUUUAUAAGACGGUCGUCCUCACCCUGACAGUAUUGCCUCACAUGCCUAUGACCAAAUAUCCGCCAGACACAAGUCUGCUUAUCUUUCAGCCAGCCCCCACUGAGGGUAGUUUAACUAUCCCUCAUCCAAGUUCGCGCCAGGCAGCUAAAACAACAGCCAGACGCUGUCCUGUCUAGGUUUCUGGGAUUAUCAUGAAGAUGGAUUACUGACGGACGUCAAUUUGGUCGACAAGUAUUGUGCCUCACCUACCGUGGUUUGCCGGCGAUGUUGGCGCAUCGGUUACCUGCAGCGGCUAAGAGGAUCAGGACCGUUCGCGCCUAUCUGCUGCCAAAGAAUGCCUGGAUCGCACCACCAGGGAAACCAAGAAUUAUCUUAUAGUAUGCAUCAUUCAAAGUUUGAGGCUCUUAAGCUCUUCCCAAGUAAGCGAUUGUACGAUUCUUUGGGGUCGCUGAUUUUCACGUUGCCUCAUUUGGUGUCGUUGCUGCAUGGGUGCAAGGCCAUUAAAAUCACAGUUUUAAUAAACGUCCCGCUUUUGCGAUUCAGAUGUCUGUCCUUUGUGACCGGGCCUUCCCGUCAUUAUCAUGCUUGACGAUUUCCCUACAUUGUGACCCAGGAGGCGCCGUCGCCAUCGACGACUAAUGUUUUAUGCGAUAAAUCUUUGUAAGCUUGCAAACGUCUUCGCGACUGUCAAUUCAGACGGCAUCCUGGAACGCCACAGCGACACCCGUUUCCCUUAAUUUCCACUCCUGCUGGUAGCUAUGUGGUUGUCAUCCAGUGUCACUCAUCUUUGCCCUGCAGGUUCCUAUUGACUCAGAAAUACACUUUGGUGCGUCCACGCGUCUUUACAUUAUCCGCGAGCGCCCCGCCCCUCUCUACAGCCUCAACACCACGGAUCCUGAAAGAGUCAGUGCCAGCGUCGGAGGGACAGCCCUUGCUGGCAGUGCAGGCGCCAACGGGGAGGCUGACCCCAAAUUAGGCGACGCCCUUUCCCGACUUCACCGGCAGCUGCCACGAGACGAGGUAGAACUGGACAACCUCACUCAGUUCAACACCGCUCAUAACCGCCGCAUCACGAGCAUAGCUGAGCUACCACCAACGAAGCCGUUGCGUACUCAACGACGAAUGCAUAGCGUGCACUUCAACGAUAUAGAAGAAGUGAUAAACCCGGAGGACGUGGAUCCUUCCGUUGGCCGAUUUCGAAAUUUGGUUCAGGAGACCUUCAUUCCUAACAAGGUCUGUCGAGCACCUGUCUUGCGCCUACUGAAUUUCGAAUUUUCAACGUGGUACACUAUCGUCAGUAGGCGUCAGAACUCCUGCAAUCUAGACGUACAUCAAAUAUUCAUUGGAAUCGAAAAUGCUACUUUAACCAGGUUGAAGUGCUCAUUGGCGCCUAUGCUAGUCAUGUUGAGGGAUAACAAUAACUCAUAUUUUGCAUUUUCCUGUUGAUUGUCGAUGCCCCUACGGUUUGCAACGUGAUCCAGACAUGCUCCAUUGUUUGUUGAUCGCAGUAGGGUCUAAUCCCGCGCACAUGAAGAGAAGCAUGUACGCUGUGUACAACUCGACAGUCUUAAAAGCAAAGUAAACAUAAAUUGUGUCUCGAAACACGCAGGCAUUAUCUGCUAAUUUAGAUCCACGCACACUUCUCAACUGUGCUAAAUAACAAGCUACCGUCUGCUAAAGCCAGUUUUCGGACCUGUCCCACCUGCAUGACUCCGACUGUCAGCAAUGUUAGGAACUGCAACUCGGUUUUGCUGUCUGAGUACGAGUUAACUCUAGAUUGACCUGAAUACAGUGCAACAUCGGUCAUCAAAAUUCUACACUGCACCACCCACACAAACCCCAUACAGGCUGCUUAGGACGCAGUUUUUGAUUGUUGUGGGUGAACUGCUAUAUACAUAUACAUAUUUUAAGCACUGGGGGAAACUCGGCGACCUCGGUAGGAUUCGAACCCACGAGAGCAGGGGAAGACCUGAGUACAGCCAAUACUCUACCUACCUGAAGUGAAGAAAUACACACUGCAUAAUUUGUGACUUCGUCUCGAAUUUAACGGAAACAAAUGACCGAAACUUGCAUUACAUCAUGUAAUAACUAAACUGGGUUAGGGUUCCCAGCUAACAGCGAUUCUAACCCCACCUAAGUAGUUUUCUUUAACUGAGAAGGGAUUUUUAGGUUUCAGUCGUUUUCGUAUUAUCAGUUCAACAGGCGAAAGUGUCUAGCCGUUUCAUUAUCAAGGGCCAAGUUUAAUCUUCUUGACUCGCGCAACGUGUGGACUGUUGAGAACCCGCAGCUAGAUAGUCACCAUGUUUAUUUUCUGCAGUUUGAACGGCGACAACUAUUUGUCUCCUACUUGACAUUCGCCAAUGCAUAAAGUUUUAAUGGUAGCCAGUGAUCGUAAACCAAUAACACCCGCCUUCGUUGUUGAGUCGAGGCGUAGUAAGACUAGAACGACUUGUAAGCUAUCUAGAUACAAACGUUAGGAGGCCUCUGCACCAACUAUUUUGCUUCAGGCCUGUUAUACAUACAACACACUUCUAAGUCUCGAGAUUAUGCGACCUCUCAACAUCAUGCUUUAGGACGCCGGCUUCACAAGGCUUAUUUUUUCCUUUCUAACCCAGUUCAUCGUUUUCAACUGCAAAAGUCUAUCACAAAGCCAUUUGUUCAUUAUGUGUGAAUGAGUGUGAGACUAUCCCAUGCUCAGAGGUAUUUUAAACCCGCCAAACAUUUCCCUCCAUUUUGGGACACGCUGAACAGUCGAGACUAAUUAUCGUGAGUCUCAGUAAACAUUGCGGAUGAGGGGUGAUGUUCAAGCGACAGUAAAAAGGCUGGGCACCAAUCUCUUGGUUUUUCCACGUCAAAGUUUGGAUUUAUCGUUCAAAAGCCUAAUGUCAUGCGUGAGCUUUGGCUCCCGCAGGUGUCCGUUGAAUGAACUUUCGAUUGAUUGACAACAGCCAUAUUACUCGAUAAAAUACUAAUCGGUCUCGCAUCUCACUAUGUUUGCAAUUUGCCGCCGAGCAGUCGGUCACCUUAGGUUUUUUGUGGACUGCGUGGAUCACUGUCAUUAACGUUCCAGACAGCCAAGUUUUUAUUCACUUCUCCACUGGCCAGAGAUUUCGGUAAAGAUGUAAACUUGUGAACAAUUUCUUCUUUAGUUUUGUUCCUUGUCUACCUCGAACUGGGUAUCGCUGAAUGGCAACCUAUAUCGCCGUAAUUUUUUUCGGUAUCUUAUUGAAAGUGAUCACUAAUGGUAUACUCCAUUGCGGUUUUGACUCCUUGAAAUUACUUUAGAGCUUAGGUCGGAACUACAAUGUCCGACUCCUAAUUGCCAAAGAUCGUUCGUUUUUGGUACUGACUCCUAUCACACACACAGGGCAAAGACGCUCAUGAAGGAGCCGACCUGGGCGUCUCAGCUCCCAAACGCAACGCUUAUAUCGCCUCAGCGUACGAGAAUUCGACAAACGGUGCCACAGGAGCAGGGCGUCAGCUCUCCGGCGCCUUGUCGGCUUCAAAUCCGAACUUCAGUCUAGCCGCGAAGCUGGGUCUCCCUCUGCCGAACCUGGCACCCAAUUUAGAAGAGACAGACAGCCAACUUCAGCGGACCCCUGCCUUCUUCAUGUUCUCUCGCAGGGCUCGAAAUAGCACCAGUGACAGCGACGCCAUGACCGCCGAUGACAUUCGUAACAACAACGAAAGCGGUGACGGUGUUGCGGUGAAGAGGCCGCACGGAGCAGAUGGCAAGCCCGAAGCGGCGACGGCGGCAGCAGCGUCGGAACCGAAGAAAAAGAAAUAUGCGAAGGAGGCCUGGCCCGGUAAACGGCCCACGUUCCUUGUCGGUCCGGUCCCGUGA
Spirometra erinaceieuropaei is the source of this 8477-nucleotide messenger RNA. Lineage: Eukaryota; Metazoa; Platyhelminthes; Cestoda; Diphyllobothriidea; Diphyllobothriidae. The record is from the annotation of a GenBank genome assembly.